AUGGUGCUUGUUAUCUCAGUGGUGCCAAACGAGGAGGGUCGUGCUGUAGACAGGAGGCAUGAAAGGUAUCAAUUGUCUGCACUCAAGGGGAACAUUGCGGUGUUUUACGAUUCCCGGCAGGGUCCACCUGAUCCCGAGGUUGCGUAUUCGCUGAGCCAAGACACAUCACCAGAUGAGGCUCCUGCACAACCAUUCUUUGUGUGUUCCUUUGAUGCCAUUUGGGACGCUCUGCAAGAAGACAAAUCUUCGACAAAGGUUUCAGAUGCGGAUGUGAUGGAAGUUCUGAUGGCCGACGUGGGUGCGCGAGUUGCGGCACGAGAAAACGUCACGAUCAUCAACCGAGGGGCUCAUGCACAUCAAUUUGUUGAAAAGAUUCUUCGAUCGCUUCAAAGGAGCAUUGAAGAAUCCGCGGAGAACGCGAUGCAAGUUGUGGCCGAUGAAUUAGCGAAGGAGAAGCAGAUGCAACGCCUUCUUCAACUGGAAAACGAAAACAACAUGCAGGUUGUGAAGGAGUACGUGAAGAGUAGGAAUGAGUUUACAAAACCCGCAAGGACGGCCAUCAAGUUAUCCGCCAAGUUAUUACGAAACCUACGGCAACUUCGAAAGCGAAAUUUGCACUUUCUUGUGUCUGAACAAAAUGCAGCGGGGAGGUUUACCGUGUUAACAGCAGCGUAUCGUGGAGAGUUGGUGCCUCCGUGCAUGAAAGGCUCGUGUCUUACGCCACAGUCUUUUAAAAUCACGCCACCGCCGCGAGUCCCACCCUCACCUCAAAGCUCACGCCGUCACAAGUGUUCUACACCAAGAAAUUCCUACCUUGGUUCACGUAUGCAGCGACGACCCACGUUGAGUACCCUCGAAUUACUUGGUGAAGUGAAUGAGGAGGUCGUUGUUGAGCCUCUGAAAGGAAAUGGAUGGGGAAAAGAAAUACAUUUCUAUGUAUUUGAUGGGAAGACAUCUUUAUUGGGGCUUCCAGGCAUACCAAAGUUUGAGAAUGUCAUCAAGGGAUUUACAGUGGAUUUCUGGUUUAGAAUUGAUUCGAAGGAACCGGAAAAUAAACGUGUCUUUCUGCAUAUUAUGGACGGGCAACGGGCAGACAUUGGUCAAUUGUUUCAAAUCAGCUACAAUCGCUAUGAUCAAAUGUUUGAGGCAAUUUGCAUAUACGUUAGGGACAGUACCAAUCGAGUUUUGGAAUGUUUAAUGCCUCUUAAAUUAGACGCCUCUUCUGAGGAAGGUGAAGAGCACUUUCACCAUUUUCUCCUAAACGUACAGAGUCUGGAGGAAGGAAACCUGGAAUGUUUGUUUGAUGGUCAAACGACGACGCUACAGAUUGUGCAGCAGGAGUAUCCCGUCAUUUUUAACGCAUGGCCACACCGUCUGUUUGUUGGAGGAUAUAUGGACGCAUUCAACAGGCCUACAUGCGUAUUCCAUGGAACAAUUUUUGAAGUGCGCUUUGGGCUAAACACGGAAGACGGUCCCAAGACAAUUGUUCGAUGGCCGUUGCUUGCAGAUGGGGAAAAGCUGAAGGAAGUGAUGCAUACGACUCCCGGAGAACAUCAUGAAACGUUAUUAAAUCUUGAAAAACAAGUGGGUUGUCCUCCACGGACCGCAGCAUCUUUCGAUGGAAAACUUGUGGUGACGUUGGGGCCGCUUGGGGUUCUUGGAGAACUGCUGUGCAAUUGGCGUUUGGAAAUCCGAUUUCGGACGAAUGUGAGCAAUCGGACGAUGAGUUUGAUUGGUGUCACGGAUAAGCAGUGCAGAAUGCAGGAAUUGGGUAUUGUGAUGAAUGCGGAGCCCGUUUUUGGAAGAGAAAGAUUUCGAUUCCAUGAGCAUAAUAUCACCUUGUAUCUUGUGGAUGCAUUUGGUGCCUGUUGCUCGGCUUUACUUCGAGGAAGUGAACAUCAGAAUGUAAUGGAUGGUCAAUGGCAUACAUUGGUAUGGAAAUGUAUUGAUAGUGAGGCAAACACAUACCGGGUAAAGAUGGAUGGCGUGUUGCAGGAGCUCCUGUACCUUGUACGGGAGGGACCAAGACGAUUUCUUCCCUUUGUGGAUUGGAUAUGUCUUGGUGGUCACAAUACCCGAAGUUACAAGGUCCAACGGCCGUUUUAUGGUGAAAUUGGUCGUUUUUUUAUAUCUGUUCGUGGCAUACCACUUGCAACAUUGAACAUGGACGAAGGGCCGGGGGCCUAUGUGCUUCAAGAUACCUCUGGCCGUUACAAUCAUGGGCUUUUGAUUAGCCCUCUAACAAAGGCUGUUCGACGUCAUGAUGUUUACUGGUUCCCACACAUGGAAGAUAUUUCUUCCGAGGGGGAUGAUUUUUUGGGGAAAGAUCGAAUCAUCAUUCACAAGAAUAACGUGGUAUCACUGGCGGCCAUUGUCUUUACAUGUGAAUUUGCCUCUUCAGGCGUCGCACGUGAGGUGGUGUAUGAUGUUUUGGGGGAAACCUGCGUGGAGCCGCGGGUUGUUGAGAAUCACAUUUCUGAUCUACGCCCCCAGUGGAAAACAUGGCGGGCUCUACCGGAGAGUUGUUUUCGGACAGUAGACACUCUCGUACAGCUGGAGGAGACAAUCAACAGUACACUUGCCUGUGAAAAACCGCUUGGACACUUUAUGUUUGUGAUUCGAAUUGGUGACUGUCAUGUGACUUUACUAAAUUUGCACGGUCCUCUGCUCCCUUCCGACGCAACAUACAAUCGCAGUAUUCUACGGUGGCAAUACGCCUAUGCCAUUUCGGGCACCAAAGGUCGACGGGAAAUUCUACUUAAUCAAAUGAUUCAAGGUGUUGAGAGCAUUCUUUUACGCGACACACUUACUCCUUUUGUGACCAAAAGGUUGGGCCCAUUAAAUGUGAAUGAACAAAGUAUAGUCACAGAGGACAUUAUUCGAUCCAUGCAGAAUAGUGGAAAGCCAUGGUUUCUCAGUGCGGUGCUGCACAACCAUCUGCUUAACGCAGAGUAUGGAUCACACAUUCAUAUCUUUCAUCAUCUUAAGGAUCGCAUGACGGUUGAUGAGGCGGCUUCUGUUGCACUGUUUAACAGGAAAUUGCUUAAUGAAACAAAGAAGAAGGCGUCUCUUGUGAUUCAACGGAAUUGGAGGGCACGAGAGGCUCGUAUAGAAGUCAUGCGGCUUCGCUGUGAAAGAGAAAUUCGAGAACGAAAGGUGGAGGAAAUCAAUUCACUGCGGAUGAAUCCUUUUAUGAAGGCAAAGGAAACCCUUACCGCAUUGCUUAUUACAUUGCAUCAGAUUGAUUGUGAGGCAAUCCCACCCAUCACGGAUGAGAUUGAUGAACUCUCCGAGAUUUUGUCUAAACACGGAUAUGCGGUCACGUACUUGCCCAACGCUUCCAGGACAACACUCAUGAAGGCUCUCUCGGAGUUGGAUGAGGACACAUCUAGCUUUGUUUACAUCAGUGGAUACGGUGGGUUGAUGAAUGUUCGCCAGCCCCCACUCAUUUCUUUGCAUAGCCUUUAUAUUUCUAUUACAGAAGGCGCUGGAAGAGCGACUCUUGAAGGGGAGUGUGGGGGUGCAUAUCGGAGAAUGAUGCAGGCGUUUCGUGAUGAACGCCCACCUCCCAAGGUGCGGAAGGGAAAACGUAAGACGAAUAGGUCUCAACCAAGUAAAAAGGCCUUGCAAGAAGCGGAAUUGGCUGCGCGGCAGAGGGAUGAAUUAUUUCGAAUGGCUAUUGCAGAAAUAGAAAAGGAAGAAACAUUUACACGUGAGGCAACUGCGGAGGAGUAUGAUAAGGAGGUCUUGAUGAUUAUUCGGGAAAUUAAACUAGCCACAGAAGCCACAAAUGAAUAUGAGCGUACAUAUAAGAGAGAUUCUGGUGGUAUGCAUUUUGUUCUUCCAUGUGAAGCCAGACUGAUAGAGCCGUAUGCAAAUACGGUCUACGGUGUGGAAGAGUUAAUGAACAUUGCCCUUGAGCGCCAAAUAUCUCCCUUGGGACUUCAGCGUAUUGUGGCCAUCGAUUUGGAGCCCAUCACCCCCAUUUCUUGUGGCUCUGCUUGGGUGGCUAGCAGCACGGGCUACACCUUGAAAUUUCCCUACCAACCGCAGCAGCGUCGUAUUAUGUCGCACUUACUUUGUAAAGCAUUUGAUGGUCGUAUGCCGUGUGUUCCGGCACAUUUCAGGUACGCGGUACUAAAGGGAGGCAUUGAGACAAAGUCCGAUGAAAGGGAUUGGAGAUCCUUUGCGACAUAUCUGGUCUCCAAGAUGCAGUCUGUGUGUAGCAAAGCGGCACUAGCUGAAUUACGUGAGGAGCUGGAUCGUGAAGUGCCGUUUGUUGCAGAGCUGAUUCCUGUGCGGGGAAUUGUUUUGGAUUUGGAUACCCGGGAAAGGCUGCGCCGUGAACGAGAUUCAAAGGAAGUCCAUGUCGUUUUGCGCUAUGGCGUGGGAAGCUCCCAUGUACAGCCCGAUAUGUUUGCUGUCUUCAAGAACGUUAUCACCGUUGGCGUUCCGUUGAGGGAAAUUGCGUUCAAGAACACAAUUUACAUUUUGUUUACACGAUGCAGUAAAGGCAUUGAUGGUCUUUUAAUGGAACCACUUUUAAAGGAAAUAGAGAGUUGUCGUCCCAUUGGGUGCAACGUCCCUAUUAGUGUUACCACCACCGCAUUAGGAGUCCGCCUCUUUUUUGAUAACAAAGAACCUGAAAAUAAACUGCACGUUUCCCAGUGGGCCAAUGGCAUUGUGGUGCGUAGUCUCUCAUGGCAGCUUCCUGUGAAUUCGCUGCUCGGUUACCGUAUGUUAGAGGUGGACCAUGUGGAGUACCUGUACGAAGUGAAAAUCACCUGUUCCCUGCGUAAUUUGAAUCGUCUAAAGAAGCAGCAACGCCAACAGCCUGUCCCAAUGCCGUAUUCACGUUUUUUGGCCUGUGAGGUUCUCCCCAAUCCAUCGUAG
Trypanosoma cruzi is the source of this 4893-nucleotide messenger RNA. RefSeq lists its product as uncharacterized. Lineage: Eukaryota; Euglenozoa; Kinetoplastea; Trypanosomatida; Trypanosomatidae. The coding region runs from base 1 to 4893 and encodes 1630 amino acids. The record is from RefSeq and is a predicted model, not a curated record. The transcript has a single exon.